GAAUCACCCACCCACCUGUGUGUAGCACCUGUCGCACGGUGCCGCGAGUGUUGUCGACGUCGUUAGUCGGGAAAAAAGUGAAAAGUGCCUUAGAAUGAUAUUUAAGCAGUGGCCCUGGCAGGCCCUUAUCAGCCUGCUCUGCGUGUUGUUCCUCGCCAGCAGUUGUGGGGCGGCCACCGAGCAGCUAAGCAGCCCGCCCAGUCCCAGCCCAUCCCAAAGCGCCGGGGCACGGACCCUUCUCAGGGUCUACGACGAGUGCACCCGCGCCGAGGCCGGAUUCGUGCCAUGUCUGAAAAAGAAGGCCAUAUCAUUCAUCGACCGCCUGGCCCCCAUCGACGCUAUCAACGUGGCUGAUGGCAUCAAGCUGGUGCGCCUGGAAACAGCUCCACGUCCGCCGGCCGCGAGCGAGAACGAGCUGGAGUCUUCGUUGCCCCGAUCCGGGAGCGAUCGGGAUGCCAAGCUCACCAACAUGCUGAUUGAGCGGCUCAGCUACUUCUUCAACGGGCAUUCCCUGCAGGUCAGCUUCCCCAAGCUCACAUCCGAUGAGAUUGGACGCGGACUAGAGGAAGGUCGUGGUAAAAUGAAGAAGAUGAUGGGCAUGAUGAUGAUGGGCAUGGCCAUGAAGAUGAUGGGCAUGAUUCCGAUUGCCAUGGGAGCGCUCUACAUACUGGCAGGCAAGGCACUGAUAAUCUCGAAGAUCGCCCUGCUCCUAGCGGGCAUAAUCGGGCUGAAGAAGCUGAUGUCCGGCAAGUCGUCAGGCGGCAGCUCCGGAUGGUCCUCCGGAGGCGGCGGAGGAGGCGGUGGUUGGUCAUCCGGAGGCGGUGGCGGUGGAGGCGGUGGCUGGGACCGGCGAUCCCUGACCGAGGCUCAGGAGCUGGCCUACCGAGCCCACCACCAGGAGCAGGCGGCCCACGCCCAGAGCCACGCGCAGCUGCAGCAUCUGCAUCCGAAAGCAGCGGUGCCGCAAGUGACCAAGUCGUAGGACGGAAAUCCAGAAAUCCAUAGUGAAGAGCUGGAGGAAGAGUGACCCCAAGUGUUAGAUAGCUGCAUUUAUCUUGUGGAUAAAUCACGGACGGCGGACGGAUUGUAAUUAGAUACAC
Drosophila teissieri is the source of this 1100-nucleotide messenger RNA. RefSeq lists its product as uncharacterized. NCBI's taxonomy places the organism in Eukaryota, Metazoa, Arthropoda, Insecta, Diptera, Drosophilidae. The transcript is spliced from 2 exons. The record is from RefSeq and is a predicted model, not a curated record. Bases 95 to 982 code for a protein of 295 amino acids.